UCUAUUUUUAUAGAAAAAAGUUAUAUAAUAUAUGUACGAAAGGUUGUGCCCAAUUUUGAGGCUUGCCAGCCGCAGCCUCGCACAGGUGUGUAAAUAAUUUCAUCAACGGCAUUAAAAUUGCAUACAUACAUAUGUACAUUGAAGCUCGGAGCACACGUUCUAUUUGACUAGUUUGCAAUCACUUCACCACUUCUUCGAUAUCGGUUUGUCUAAACCUUACAAGUAUCAUAUAACUCACCGUCUACCACAGAAACACGGUGGUUAUUGUUGAGUGUUUUAAGCACAGACACCAAGUAAUUCAUAUAUUCAAUGUAUCCGUGCAAAACCAGGACGUUCCCACGCGAGAACGUUACGUUAUUGACGAGUUUACGAAGGUUGAUACAUAUCUGCCAUAUCUGACCAUCAGCUCUAUUAAGUUCAGCCUCCAUUUUCUUCGAGAAGCUGGCUUACUAUAUCUUCAAGCUUUAAGGCUUACUCACAACCCUUAGGAUUCCAACUGGGGUAUUGAGGUGACCAUACGCACCUUUAUUAUAGUUACUAUUUCGACCUUCAGCGGCCAGUAGGAUUCAAAUUUCACUUGUAGUCACACCUAUAAAUAGCGCAGUUUACUUCGAUGGACACCAUGAAGCGCUCUAGUGAGGACCGUGAAUCCCCGGAGGAUUUCAUUUUCAACUUGAAUCAGACUACGUCGGCAGGCGAACUAGGCGAAGAUGGAAAACCUGAGACUGCGGUAGAUCGCAGGAAACGUAAUUGUAUUGCGUCUGCACGAUUUCGUCAGAAGAAAAAGCAAGAAAUGCAGAUGCUCGAGGAAAUUGCAAGCAACAAAACAGAAGAGUGCGAGAAGCUUCAGCAAACUGUUAAGCUGCUCCAAGCUGAGCUCCAAUAUUUCAAACAAUUGCUGUGUGCGGAGGCCUUCCAAUCACAAGCGGCGGCCCAUGGAUUGCAGGUUCCAGGCGCAUACAACCAGGCAUCAGUAGGUCAAGGGAUGUCUAUGUCUGGGUACCCGGCUGGAUUUGGUAUGGGGCCCAAAGCGAUGGGUGCAAACCCACUCGGGUUUAACGGGGCAGUUCCGCUGAUUAAGAGCAACAUGCAGGCUUCCUCGUUGAUGUCUGGACCCAUGAACGGCACGAAGUCGACCAAUGGAGUAGGCAGCAGUAGCACUAACCCAGCCACCGGUAUGGGGUCAAGCGCACAGUCUCCGCUCAAUGGAUCCAACAAAGCGAACAACGGCAUUUCCGGUAAUAAUCAAAUGAAUGACUCACAGCAACAACUACAGCAGCAGAUGUCACGACCCGCUUACUCACGCACCAACAGCCGCAAAGAAGGCCGACACAGCGCAGGCCCGAGCCCUCAGCUGGCCACAGUCAGUCUGACAGCCGCUCUGGGUCACAAACAAAGCCAUUCCCUGUCCGGCGUCAAACAUCCCAAGAAAGAGCUGGAACUGCCUUCGUCUACAGGACACUUACUAUCCCAAUACCCGGGCGUGACGGAUCUCAACAGCCCUGGUCCAUCGUCGUACAAAUCCCCAUCAAGCGGUGCGAAUGGACUAGUGACACGCCCAUCCUCCGGGAUCAACGGUAAUGGUCCCAACAAUUCAUUACAGGGAGGUGCAAGUGCCGGCAAUGGUAAUACUCCGGGUACCUAUACACCGCAGGGCGCUUCGUUGUCGUCGCAGACAUCCGCGCCACACAGUGGGAUGUCCGGGUCUGGGCCUCAGGGUUCACAAAUGCCCGUUUUUUUGCAAAAUAUGUACCCACCAAACAUGCUUAUGGGCAUGUUUGGGAUGCAAUCGGGAGUUAUGCCGCAGAUCACGCCGGAGAUGGCCCAGAUGGCAGCGUAUAUGGCUAUGGUUCAACAGCAACAGCAGCAGAUGCAGCAGAUGCAGCAGCAACAACAACAACAAAUGCAUCAGCCGAUCCAGAAGUUACCCCCGUCGAGUUCGGAGCUCGCUGGAAUGAGCGAUCUUAACUUCUCGCUCAAGUCCGAGUGAUUUAUUUGUAUAGAGGCGCAGGAAAAAUGCCAAAUUUUCAAUAAUUAUUCGAGCUGGUCUUCGCGAAACGACCAAAACGUCGCUGUAAAAUGACAUCAAAAGAACACCCGAUAUCGAACGGCUAGUCGAAUCUGCUCCAAGCACAAGAUAUGGUCUUGCAAUGACUCGACAGUUAUUUGGUUCGGAACCGGGGUGUGGGAGCAAUAGAUAAUUCAGCGGAAUUGCAAGGUCCCGACCUGCUUGUUUCUGCUUGAUUUACUAUGGAUAUUGGUCUAAAUUUAUAGAUUUAUAAGGUCAGAGUUUUAUUUAGUUCGCAAGUCAUGAAAGGAGUUUUAUAAUAUUAUUAUACUUUCUCGAGAGUCCGUGAAGCGACACAGGACUUCGUGUAGGGACAGCGUUUUCUUGGUGAAGCACAUUAUGCAAGGCAAACUAUACGAAAGCAACAUGAAAUGUUAUCAGACGAGUGCUUGUUCAAUUUUGAACUCAAUGAGCAAUUUAUUUGCUAUGCCUCCCAGCUAAACUGUCCUAAUUGGUUAUUUUACAUUCACAAUGUAGAGAUGUAUCGUGUUAAUAUCACAAGCUUUCGUAAGCCGGUUUGUACAUUGCUAAGAAAGAUGGUUGAGGUGCCCUCACGCUCCAUAUAAAGGACUACUUGGACCCGCUGAUUAUAGUCAAAUCGCUCGAGACGGAACAAAAUAUCUGAUAACUGUCAGAAAGUAUUAAAGUAUUCCACUUCGCU
This is a messenger RNA of Sphaeroforma arctica JP610, 2729 nucleotides long. RefSeq lists its product as hypothetical. The record is from RefSeq and is a predicted model, not a curated record. The transcript has 5 exons. Gene Ontology annotation, cellular component: nucleus. Gene Ontology annotation, biological process: regulation of transcription by RNA polymerase II. Bases 614 to 1990 code for a protein of 458 amino acids. Gene Ontology annotation, molecular function: DNA-binding transcription activator activity, RNA polymerase II-specific; RNA polymerase II transcription regulatory region sequence-specific DNA binding. NCBI's taxonomy places the organism in Eukaryota, Ichthyosporea, Ichthyophonida.